This is a messenger RNA of Malania oleifera, 2788 nucleotides long. RefSeq lists its product as uncharacterized. The transcript has 10 exons. Bases 58 to 2268 code for a protein of 736 amino acids. The record is from RefSeq and is a predicted model, not a curated record. Lineage: Eukaryota; Viridiplantae; Streptophyta; Magnoliopsida; Santalales; Ximeniaceae. Gene Ontology annotation, biological process: double-strand break repair via nonhomologous end joining; interstrand cross-link repair; protection from non-homologous end joining at telomere. Gene Ontology annotation, molecular function: 5'-3' DNA exonuclease activity; damaged DNA binding; protein binding.
UUUCCCCCUUCCUUCCCUUUUCAAAAAUUCGAAAACUCCCCUUCAAGGUCAAGCGCCAUGCCCUCCUCCAAGUCCAAGCUCGCGCCCCCCCUGCACCCUCAAUCUCCGGCAUCUCAGCCCCUUUCCCUCUCCCUUCCACCUACAGUGUCCGCCGCCGAUGACGACGACGACGAUUUCCAGAGCCCCACCUACGCUCUGCCUCUACCCACAUCGACAUCCACCAAAAAGCUCAGCAGCUCCCAGCCUCGACCACCCCUCAAACCCUCCAAUUCCAACACCUCCCUCCGCUCUUCCAAGAGACUGAAGCACUCCAUCAACCCCGGCAAGGAAAAUCUGCCGUCCGAUUCUGAUAAGAUUUGCAGUUCCAUAGCCGAAUCGCAGGUAGACUGCACUUCUGGGGUUGUUUCUGAUCAUUGCGAGCGAAUAUGCGAAGAAGAAUUGAAAGUAAAUGGGGGGUACUUGUCCAAUUCAAUAGAGUCGAGGUUGAUGGUGACGAGAUUAGACAGCAGGUCCGUCGUCGGUAAUGCCGGCUUGAGCGACGACGAAUCUGAGGACUUUGAGCCUGGUACUCAGCUUGAGGCGUUACUCAACUUGUGUUCUCAUGGGGAUGUUGAAGAUAAUUCCAGCGGAGUAGACUUUCAAGAACAUGGAUCCGGCGGGGGCCUUGUCCAUUGCCCUUUAUGUGGUGUUGACAUUUCUGAUUUGAGUGAAGAACUACGACAGGUUCAUACUAACGAUUGCCUUGACAAAGGGGAUUCUGAAAAUGUUGUUUCUGCUGACGAUAGAGGACCUCAAUUUUCACAUCAAAUUGUUGAUGACUCUUCUGCUCAAUCUUCUCGUCAAGCCAUGGAUGUUCCUCCUGUUCUUGUUUGGCUCCGUAAUCUGGGUCUAGGCAAAUAUGAAGAAGUCUUUAAACGGGAAGAGAUUGAUUGGGACACCCUACAAUGGCUCACAGAAGAGGAUCUCCUCAGCAUUGGUGUUACUGCGCUUGGUCCUAGGAAGAAGAUCUUACAUGCCCUUGCUGAAUUAAGGAGAGGCAGUACACAUACCAUUGAUAUGUGCGCAGGCACUUCUAAAUCUAAUGUGGAGGAAACCAGUAAAGUAGCUGGAAGCAAGUUGAUUACUGAUUAUUUUGCAGGCUCUGUUGCUGAUAGGAACAAAUGUUGUGCUAUCUCUAAUGUGCAACGUGUGAAAGAAAAAAGUUGCUCAGUUUCUGGUCGUAAACAGGUUAAUAAUCGCAUAAAGAAUGGAAAGCUCCGGGACGUUCCUUUGUGGUGCUGCAUACCAGGAACACCAUUUCGAGUGGAUGCUUUUCGUCAUCUUAGAGGAGACUGUUCCCAUUGGUUUCUUACUCACUUUCAUAUGGAUCAUUAUCAAGGCCUUACAAGGUCCUUUUGUCAUGGGAAAAUCUAUUGCUCCUUGAUCACAGCGAGGCUUGUUAGCAUGAAGAUUGGGAUCCCAUGGGAUAUGUUACAAGUUUUGCCCCUCAACCAAAAGAUUAGUGUUGCUGGUAUUGGUGUGACUUGCUUGGAUGCAAACCACUGUCCGGGAUCAAUAAUAAUACUCUUCGAACCCCCCAGUGGUAAGGCUGUUCUACACACAGGGGAUUUUCGUUUUAGUGAGGAAAUGACAAGCAUGCCUGCUUUACUGAAGUGCCCUAUCCACACUCUCAUUCUUGAUACCACUUAUUGUAAUCCCCAGUAUGACUUCCCAAAGCAGGAGGCUGUGAUACAGUUUGUCAUUGAGGCCAUCCAAGCAGAAGCUUUCAACGUGAAGACUCUCUUUCUUAUUGGUAGCUACACAAUUGGAAAGGAAAGACUGUUCUUGGAGGUUGCUCGUGUUCUCCGUAAGAAGGUUUAUGUCACUGCAGCAAAGAUGCGUCUUUUGGAAUGUUUGGGGCUCCCUGAGGAGGACCUGCAGUGGCUUACAUCAAAUGAACAGGAAAGCCAUGUUCAUGUUGUGCCAAUGUGGACACUUGCAAGCUUCAGACGAUUGAAACACAUAUCCAAUCAAUAUGCGGCUCGAUUCAGUCUUAUUGUUGCCUUCUCUCCCACUGGUUGGACAUUUGGUAAAGGAAAGAAGUCUCCAGGGCCGGGGCGAAGGUGGCAGCAGGGAACCAUCAUAAGGUAUGAAGUUCCAUACAGCGAGCAUUGUAGCUUUACUGAACUGAAGGAAUUUGUCAAGUUCAUAUCUCCGGUAAACAUCAUACCCAGUGUUAAUAACGACGGGCCAGAAUCUUCCAAUGCCAUGGUUGCUCUUUUAUCUUGAUUUGUCGCCUAAAACGGGGAUGCUCAUUUUUUUUGUUGUUUUUAAUCUAGUAAGCGAAGAUUGAAAACAGGCCUUGGGUCUUUGUUUUUGUCAAGAUCCUUGGUCAACUUGCAGUGCAAUGAACGAUGAAGAUGAGUUUGCACCAUGAAUCGUGCUUUGGCUGUAAACUACCCAACACAGAAACCCUCAUCUCCUCAAAUCACCAUCAAGCACAGCAAUAUUAAUAUAAUCUUCUCAUUCAAGUUGGAAAUCUGCAUUUGAGAUGAUGGGUGGCUUCGAAUUGGAUCUGCAUUUCCUAGAAGUUCAUUGCUUCUUGAACUUAAAGGAUGGGCCAAUGCAAAAAAAAAAAAAAAAACUCAUUGAAAUAGCAAGUACCUGUUUGUUCUUUGUUUCUGCUAUGCUUCAAGCCUGCUUCAUAGAAACACCCAAUGUACCAUUUGAAUGAGUUUUUAUAGUGAAUCUCUGCUUCAUAGAAAUUCCUAUAUUUUAAUGGAAAAGCUCUAAUCAAUUGGAUGGUCAA